Prunus dulcis (almond) is the source of this 1801-nucleotide messenger RNA. Its product is annotated as 3-oxoacyl-[acyl-carrier-protein] synthase, mitochondrial. The transcript is spliced from 14 exons. The record is from RefSeq and is a predicted model, not a curated record. Lineage: Eukaryota; Viridiplantae; Streptophyta; Magnoliopsida; Rosales; Rosaceae. Bases 18 to 1406 code for a protein of 462 amino acids. Gene Ontology annotation, biological process: fatty acid biosynthetic process. Gene Ontology annotation, molecular function: 3-oxoacyl-[acyl-carrier-protein] synthase activity.
UUGGCGCUUUGAAAGCUAUGGCUGCUCCUGCUUGGCGCAAACUCUUCACUCGUCGCAUGUCCUCUUCCUUUUUUGACCCCCCUCCACCUGUUCGUUCUCGCAGAGUCGUCGUCACUGGGUUGGGCAUGGUAACUCCAUUGGGGUGUGGAGUGGAGACUACGUGGAAGAGACUGAUAGAGGGUGAUUGUGGCAUAAGGGCAUUGACCCCUCAAGAUCUCAAGAUGAAUGGCUUUGAUACAGAGACCCAAACGUACACUUACGACCAGCUCACCUCCAAAGUCGCGGCAAUUGUGCCCUGUGGAACCAACCCAGGUGAAUUCAACGAGGACUUGUGGUUCAAUUUUAAGGAGCAUCGUUCAAUGGCCAGGUUUAUUGGGUAUGCUCUAUGUGCUGCUGAAGAAGCACUUAAGGAUGCUAAUUGGAUGCCCACCGACCCUGAUCAAAAGGAAAGAACGGGUGUCUCAGUUGGUGGGGGAACUGGAAGCAUCAGUGACAUAUUGGAUGCUGCACAACUGAUUUGUGAGAAGCGUCUUCGUCGGCUUAGUCCUUUUUUCAUCCCCCGGAUAUUAAUCAACAUGGCAUCUGGUCAUGUCAGCAUGAAGUAUGGAUUCCAGGGACCAAACCAUGCUGCAGUGACGGCUUGUGCUACUGGUGCACAUUCUUUGGGUGAUGCGACAAGGAUGAUUCAAUUUGGAGAUUCAGAUGUUAUGGUGGCUGGAGGCACAGAGUCUAGCAUUGAUGCUUUAUCAAUAGCAGGAUUUUGCAGGUCAAGGGCUUUAACUACAAAAUACAACUCUUCCCCUCAAGAAUCAUCACGACCUUUUGACUGUGGUCGAGAUGGGUUUGUGAUAGGUGAAGGUUCUGGCAUCUUGGUCUUGGAGGAGCUUGAGCAUGCAAAGAAUAGAGGAGCAAAAAUUUAUGCAGAAAUUCGUGGUUAUGGAAUGUCAGGAGAUGCACAUCACAUUACUCAACCACAUGCUGAUGGAAGAGGUGCCAUUCUGGCCAUGACGAGUGCCUUUAAACAGUCAGGUAUUCAUCCAAAACAAGUGGAUUAUGUAAAUGCCCAUGCCACCUCAACACCUUUGGGUGAUGCAAUAGAAGCCAAUGCCAUCAAACAUAUUUUCUCUGACCAUGCGACAUCAGGUGCUUUAGCCUUGUCCUCCACCAAGGGAGCUAUUGGUCAUCUCCUUGGUGCAGCUGGAGCUGUUGAAGCAAUAUUUUCUGUUUUGGCCAUACACCAUGGAAUUGCACCACUAACACUGAAUCUCUCAAAACCAGAUCCGGUGUUUAAUGAUGCUUUCAUGCCUUUGACGGCUUCAAAGGAAAUGCCAAUAAGAGCAGCUUUGUCGAACUCUUUUGGCUUUGGAGGAACAAAUGCAUCCCUGCUGUUUACAUCUGCUCCUUGACAAAUGGGGUUGGUGAUAUCUUCUCGUCCAGAAUGUAUACCACGGGCAUCAUUCUCUGAAUGCAAAAAGAUCUGCAAUAUCCAAACAUCUUCUAGAAAUGGAGCUGAUGGGAUAUCCAAGUGUCAUGGCCAUAAAUGCAAUUUUCUUUCCAUAAUUUUGAAAUUUAUUAUAGAUGAGAUUAGUGGUAGUAGGCUAGCCCAACAUUUCAGCUGCAUUUCAACUGUAAUCACGGUUAGCUUGACAGGAGAUUACGUAGGUUUUCUUGACAACUUUUCCUCACUAACAGAACUAGCUUUGAGGCUCAUGACUUAGGUUUCAAGAGACAGGCCAAUGAACCGUUGUUGGCCCAAAGUGAAAUAAGUCGAAAUGAAUAUAUUGUUGUACUGAUAAUGUAA